GGGGGGAGCUGACUCGUACAGACUGAAGAAUGCGACUCGUCCACAUGUUGUUGUCAGAAAGUGGAGCAGAGCGCACCAGAGCGAGAGCGCACGGGCAACUUGUAGAGAAUAUCAUCAUCAUCAUCAUCAUUGCUUAUUUCUUCUUCUUUUCCAAAUUCGACUGAGAGGGAAUGUAUAGUUUUGAUUGAUUAAUCUCAUCCUUGGAGCAUUUUUUUGUUUUGUUUUGUUUUUUAAUUUUUUUUUUUGCAUGACGAAUGCUCUUCCCUAUGACUGAUUUCACUUGAGGCUGCCGGGCAGAGGGGAAUUUGAAAACAAAACAAAACAAAACAAAACAAAAAGGCGCAAUGGAGACGUUCACCAUCCACGACAUGCUCCUCGUCAACUCCACCGACCUGAACAAGAUUCUAUGCAGUUUCGGGAUCAAGAACAUUUCGGAGUGCGAGGGCGAGCAGGACCCCACGCCAGAACCCAAAGAGCGGUUGUGACUGAGUUUAAGAGUGACGACUCCUCACUCUGUGUCUCAGAUAUCAACCAGACGGUGCGGAUCGUCCUCUACAGCCUCAUCUUCCUCCUCAGCGUCCUGGGCAACAGCCUCAUCAUCGCCGUCCUGGUGCGGAACAGGCGCAUGAGGACCGUCACCAACCUCUUCCUGCUGUCCCUGUCCGUCAGCGACCUGAUGGUGUCCCUGGUCUGCAUCCCCUUCACCCUCAUCCCCAACCUCAUGAGGGACUUCAUCUUCGGCACCGUCAUAUGCAAGCUGGUCAUGUACUUCAUGGGUGUCUCAGUAAGUGUGUCCACCUUCAACCUGGUGGCCAUCUCCCUGGAGCGCUACAGCGCCAUUUGCAACCCGCUGACCUCCAGGACGUGGCAGACUAAAUCUCACGCCGCCAAGGUCAUCACUGCCACCUGGGUGGCCUCCUUCAUCCUGAUGCUGCCCUACCCCAUUUCUAGCACCCUAAAGCCCUUCACCCGCCGCAACAACAGCACCGGGCACAUGUGCCGCCUGAUGUGGCCCAAUGACGUCAUCCAGCAGUCCUGGUACGUGUCCCUGUUGCUGCUGCUCUUCCUCAUCCCCGGGAUCAUCAUGAUGACAGCCUAUGGACUCAUUUCCCUGGAGCUGUACCGCGGCAUCAAGUUUGAGCUCUCCAGCAGGAAAUCAAGCAGAGACAGACAGUCCAGCACAGGCAGCAUCAAGCCCGGCGACAGCGACGGCUGUUACAUGCAGCCGUCUAAAAGGAAGAGCAUCACGGGAAACUCGACCAACUCUAGUGUCAAGGCCACGGUGGCCCGCGUGUGCAGCAGCAGCUCGACGGCCAACCUGAUGGCCAAGAAGCGCGUGAUCCGCAUGCUCCUGGUCAUCGUCUUCCUCUUCUUCCUCUGCUGGACCCCCGUCUUUGUGGUCAAUGCCUGGCAGGCCUUCGACCGGCGCUCGGCCUACCGCCUGACCGGCGCGCCCAUCUCCUUCAUUCACCUGCUGUCCUACACCUCGGCCUGCGUCAACCCCAUCAUUUACUGCUUCAUGAACAAGCGCUUCCGCCAGGGGAUGCUCGCUACGUUCACCUGCUGCAGCUGCCUGAGGAGGAGCAGCGGCCUGGGGAGAUCAACCGGGACGGCCAAAGGGGACGCGGGCAGAUCUAGAGCGGGGGCGAAGACGGCCGAGCAGAACGGCCAUACGCCGCCAAGCGGGGGCAGCACGCGCUUCACCUACACCGGCAUCCGUACAUCAGCGUGGAGCGAGCUGACCUAAACUGGACCGAGACCCCUGUGAUGAGCAAGCAACUUCUUUCUGUCCGAACACUCAUCAAUUCUGGAGCGUCCUUCCGUAAAUCAGGUUUGAAAAACCUACAUAGACCUUGAGGGAAGAUGGUUUUGUCAACUGAGGCCAAGAUUGAACUUUUCAAGUGUUUAUGCACUACAAAUCAUGUGUAAUUCACAGGAUAUUUACCCCUGACCAUAUUUCAACGCAUGCACGUUUUAGUCUUUCACAAUUGUUCCUGCGUUCCAGGCAGCCACUGGAUCUCAACACAGCUUUGAAGAAAGUGACAUUUGGGUGGACUGCCUAUUUGCCUUCUUGUCCUGAGUUAAAUGAAAAGAUCGUUACCAUGUGGAGCUAGAGUUGGGAGGCAGUGAGCUUAGCGAUUAGCAAGACACAGCAAGCACAUCCAAUGUUGCCAGUACGACUACAAACAGCUUUAAAACCACAGUGUAACACUUGAUUGUUUAAUACCUAAUCAGACAGAUUUGCUUAAACUUCACGUACUCAUACUUUGCAUGCUAAGCUAAGCUAAGCUAAUCUCCUCCUGGCAUUGCUGUAGCUCCAUACCUACUGCAGAGAGAGAAAGUAAAUAAGCGUAUUUACCAAAAUGUCAGCCCAUUCCUUUUUAUUAGACAAUUCAAACGUUUCACUUUUUGCAUGGAAACAGUUGCAAACCAGUGGCCCCAGCCUCAAAGCCUGGAAAGUACAUAAAAGAAAUCAAAUAAACAAAACAGUCAGCGGUAGUGUAAACCCUUUAAUUUCUUUUUAGAUGCUGCAGGGUCGACAACAUGCCUGUCACGCUGCAGAGCUGCAGCGCUGCAGCGUAAGCAGCUUCAAAACAAUCCUCCAGUGCACAAACAGCCCUGCUAUCGUCCUUGACCCACUGUGCAUGUGUGUGUGUGUGUGUUUGUGUGCCGAAGGGGGCUUGUACUGUGUGUACUGUGGGAACUGGAGGGAGGCCUUAUCACAUGUGGGACGUUGAACACCUGUAUCCCCUCGUCUUCAAAGAGAGAAUUCCCGGCACCGCUGAUUCUUACUGUUAAAUAUAGCAGCGUCGAUGUAGCAACUUAUUACCUUUUCGUUUUCUCUGGUGUCGACAUGUUGCAAUGUUCAUUGUGUGACCUCGAUGUUGUUGUGUAAAUCCUUACAUUUAUGAAGAUAUUUGAACCCUCAUUGCAUGACAAUGUGCCUACUUUGUCGGAAGUCCUGCUAAACCUGUGGGCACAUAAUUGAAUGUAAUCCUGGCGAUUUUACAGGUUUGUUUUUCUCUUUAUGUAGCAUACAGUCAAAAAGUCCAUCAGUCAAAAUACUUUUAUUUUGCGUUUGUUUCGAGUAUAAAACAAUUUUUUGGGCAUGGGGUUGAUGUCAUGUGACCGUGGAAGAAGGUCCAUGACAGUUAUGACUCCUUAGUCUUUGUUUUUUUUGUAAGUCUUGCAAAGCUGUUUGGUGUUUGAGGUCAUACUUGUGGAGUCCAUGCCAGCAGGAGUGUCAUUAAAGCAAAACGGGGACAUAACAAAGACAAAGAUUUCCAUCAGUUUCAGAAUACCCGAUUAUUUGGUAUGCCCCCUUUUUUCGUUGAAUAAGAGGACGCACUCAAGCUGGCAUGGACUCCAUAAGUUGAUCACUCAUGUAAUCCCAGCAUGAUUACACAAUGUUUCGUCAAUGGCAUUUUGAUUACAGUUAGGACUCCUCAGUCUUAUUUGGUCUUCAAGUAGUUCUUGCAUUCUUGCCUUGAGAUGUGAUUGGGGUCAAACUUGUAGAGUCCAUACUAGCUGGAGCAUCGUUAAAGAGAAAUGGGAACAAAGACUAAAAUCUCCAUCAUUUUUGAAUAUACCAAGUGUUUGGUAUGGCCCCCUUUUGCUUUAAUAAGACCAUGCACUCUAGCUGGCAUGGACUCUACAAGUUUGACCCCAAACACACAUCAAAGCUUUGUGAAAUCUACUUGAACACCAAAAAAAGAGACCAAGGAGUUCCUGCAAAGCUUGGAGGUUUGACAACAGACUUGUGGAGUCCAUGCCAGCUCCAGUACCUACUAUUAUUAAAGCAAGAAAGCUUUAGGGAUAACAUGAGUCAUCAGAUUUGAACAAAGAAAUUGUGAAAUCCAUGCCACCUUGAGCAUUUUGUUGAUAUUCUGAAAUUCAUUUCAAAGAUUCAACUCUUAUGUUAUUGAAAUAAAUGCAAAAUAGAAGUAUUUUAAGUCUUGUUCUCAGACUUUUUGACCACACUGUGCAUCUGAAAGCAGUUCUGGGAUUACUGAUGUCUCCUUUUGUGCAGACACACACGACCCAUCUCUAAAUAUCCAAUGUCUGGUUGACCAUAUAAAGACCUUGAGUGCACAGUGUGCAACUGUAUCUGCAAGAGACUCAGGGCAGAGUAACCCGGAGCUUUUAACGGCUUUAAUAAAAGUGGAUCUAAAGGACAGAGGGCAUUAAGGUCCAGACAAGUGGCAGAAAGAAACAGGAGGAAAUCUGCUGGGACUUCUUCCCGGGAAUAAGAGCUCCAUUUGGGUAAAGAAGAAUCGUCGUCACCCUGCAGCCACUGGAGGACCACUUACUGGAGGACAUGUUUAUUUGGUAACACUUUAUAAUAACAGUCAUUAAUAAAUGGCAGACUUGCAGCUAAUUAAACUUUAGUUAAGUUACCUCAUUGUUAGACAAUGAAAUGCUUUGUAAACCAUCAACUAAGCAGCUGAUAAACUGUUACAACUUUAUAGUGAUCAUCCAAGUGUUAAGAGAUGAUCUACCCAGUAUUUAAUAAUUUAAUAACCAUUUACAAAGUACUGUAAACAUUUGCGACUUUAAAAAACAAUUGCUUAGUAAAUGGUGUAUAAAGAAUUUCAUUGUUGACAGUCAAGUAAUGAUCAACUAAGGUUUAAUUGACAAUGGAUUUACUAUUCAUCAAAAAUAGUUACACUGCCCCUUUAAUGAUGGCCAUCAUAAAGUGUUGAUGUUUAUUCUUCACAAAAGGACACAGGAAGUCAUUUGUACUCUUGCUUAAAACCUGUAAAGUAACGAAAAUCCAAAACGUACAUGCCAACGCUUCUGAUGACGAUAAACAAAAUGAAGACAAAGUGAGAUUUUAUAUCACUUUUUUAUUUCUCAUUUUUAUGCCAAUAUUGCAAGUUUUUUCUCGUUUUUUUUUUUCUUCUUUUAAUGACAUACAGAUUUUUUUGAGCAUGAACCUGGAGCUGCAAUAUGUACAAAAUCAAAACUAACGUAUGUUAUCAAAAAACCGUCCCCUUUGUUUUGACGUUAUUGCUAAAUGUUACAAACGGCACAGGUUUCUACCAUCAGCAACCCUUUGAGCACUGAGUAUACUACCACAAUGACACCUCUGCUUACCAUUUACUAGAAUAAUACACAGAUACAGUGAGAGUGAAAGAUAGUGAAAGGGCAUGGAGGAGGAGAUGAGGAAGAGGAAGAGGAGGGAAAUGACAACAAAAAAAGUGAUCUGACUGUAGCAAAGCUAAGCAUAACAGGCUGCAUGUUAAAAAAAAAAGAAAGAAAGGGGGUGAAAC
This is a messenger RNA of Acanthopagrus latus (yellowfin seabream), 5273 nucleotides long. RefSeq names its product cholecystokinin A receptor (gene cckar). Gene Ontology annotation, molecular function: neuropeptide receptor activity; gastrin receptor activity. Bases 407 to 1747 code for a protein of 446 amino acids. Gene Ontology annotation, biological process: neuropeptide signaling pathway. The transcript is spliced from 6 exons. The record is from RefSeq and is a predicted model, not a curated record. Lineage: Eukaryota; Metazoa; Chordata; Actinopteri; Spariformes; Sparidae. Gene Ontology annotation, cellular component: membrane.